Messenger RNA from Lactuca virosa, 1512 nucleotides. Lineage: Eukaryota; Viridiplantae; Streptophyta; Magnoliopsida; Asterales; Asteraceae. The record is from the annotation of a GenBank genome assembly.
GUUUGAGGUACAAAACUCAGAACUACUCUGGGUUUGACUUUAGUGACUUUUUGACUCCCAGCUCAGGGAAGUCGAAAUAGUGCGCAUUUGAAACCGACCAUGAACAAUGUCCGGCUCCUCCUCCGCCGUGGCUAUGCCACCAAAUACAGCGGCAGAGUCCUCACCGAAAUGGACAACGGCCGUUCAUUCGCCGUCGAAGUCCAAGUCCCAAACAUCCAACAACUUGACCCCAGAGGCUACCCUCUCCCUCGCCAUGACCUUGUCUGCAAGGUCGUCAACAUUCUCCAGUCCCGCUCAUCAGACCCCUUCAUCGAACUAUCCGACUAUCUGGAAACCCUAACCCUAACCCUCACCCCUUCCGAAGCAUCCGAAAUCCUCAAAUCGCUCCAUUCAUCAUCUCUUGCACUCCAAUUUUUUCGAUUUUGCCCCACUUCUAUCCCUAAAUUUCGUCACGAUUGUUUCACCUACAACCGCAUUCUCCUCAUCCUCUCAAAGUCUUCCUCCCCUGACCGGUUCGACUCUGUCCGUCGUAUUAUCGACGAGAUGGAGCGGUCGCGCGUGCAUGGCAACAUCUCCACCGUCAAUCUUUUGAUCGGAAUAUUCGGCGGCGGUGAAGAUUUGGACAGGUGCUUACGGCUGGUUAAAAAAUGGGAGCUCAGGAUGAAUCGCUAUACGUAUAAAUGCCUUCUGCAAGCUCAUUUACGCUCUCGUGAUUCAAACAAGGGCUUGGAAGUUUAUCAAGAGAUGAAACGGAAAGGAUAUCAACCGGAUAUCUUUGCCUACAAUAUGCUACUUGAUGCUCUUGCCAAAGACGAAAAGGUUGAAGAAGCGAAGAAGGUUUUUGAAGACAUGAAGAAGAAACACUGUGAGCCUGAUGAAUAUACAUAUACAAUUCUAAUCAGAAUGACUGGAAAACACGGGAAGCUUGAUGAGGCAAUAUCACUCUUUCAAGAAAUGCUAUCAAAGAACCCAGCUCCAAAUCUAAUUGCUUACAAUACUACAAUCCAGCUUCAGAAGGACAACUUGGUAGACUCGAUGAAGUUGUGGAAAUAUCAAAGAAGGGAUAAGUUCAGAUACCAUUAUGUACAACACUGUAUUCACUGCUCUUGGGAAAUCAAAACAGGGAAAAAUGGUGAUGUUGAUGAAGCUUACAUGAGGUGUAAAGAAAUGGAAGAGAAGGGGUUGAAUCCGGAUGUUGUUACAUAUAGUACAUUGAUCGAGUGUUUUGGGAAAUCAGAUAAAGUAGAAAUGGCUUGUAGAUUGUUUGAUGAAAUGCUUUCUGAAGGGUGUUGCCCUAAUAUUAUUACAUAUAACAUAUUGUUGGAUUGCCUUGAGAGAAGUGGGAGAACUGCUGAAGCUGUUGACUUGUAUGCAAAGCUUAAAGAACAAGGUUUGACUCCGGAUUGGAUUACAUAUUCUAUUCUUGAACGUUUACAAAGUGGUUCUCAUAGGAGAUUUAGAAGCAGGAGGCAAAAUCCAAUUACUGGAUGGGUUGUUAGUCCUUUAAGGUGA